AGAGAGAAGGCACUUUGCCACUUUUAUAUGUUUGCACGCAUCCAAAUAGCAGAAAACAGAGGGAAGGCAAAAUACUCCAAACAAAAAACACACACAGAAAGAAAGGAGAAGGAGGACAAGGAAAAGGAGGAGAAGAAGAAGAAGAAGAAACCAACAAACCUAUAAACACCAAAAGAAGACGAUGGCUCGGUCUAAUUGGGCCUCUUUGUCAUUGUACGGACAUGCUCAAUUGACCAUGUGCGACUGAGAUAUAUAUAUAUAUUUAUAAAAGCUUCAACUGCUUAAGAAGCUGAAGAAGAAGAAAGCAACUGCGGCUUAGGGGUGCAGCUCUCCUGAUGCGUUUCUAGAGUUGUGCAUGUAUUGCCAAGGAGAAAAAAGAAAGAGGGUCUCUUUGUAUUGCAAAUUGCUUCUAAAAAAACUAGUCCUUUCUUCUUCUUCUUCUUCUCUUGUAGUAGAGUUUAAGUAGGCAAAAUUUGGAGAGAAAAGGUGAAAAAAAAAAACAUAUUUGUAUUGUGCUCGUGAGGUGGGGUGGGUGGUUAUUUUUGUUGAAAACUGGAGGUUUUUGGAGUCCUGGGUUUUAAGGUGUUCUUUGAUUUGGUUACUUUAGAUGAAGGCCAUGCCCCUACCCUUUGAGGAGUUUCAAGGGAAGGGGGUCUUAGAUUUCUUCACUAGUACUACUGCUGCUUCAGAUUCAUUAUUGUCGUCACCACCACAGCAAAGGCCACUAAAGUGGAACAACUUAAUCAGCAAAGAGAAUUGCUAUGUGGGCAGCACUGAGCCCACCUCUGUUCUCGACACUAGAAGCAGCUCAAGCCCUCCCAGAUCCACCUCAACACUGUCUUCCUCUCUCGGCAGCAGCGGCGGCGGCGGCUGCGGCAACGGUGGUGGAACCGGCUCCACAGACACCACCACCGGCGGCGUGGCGCCAGCCCCCGAGACCCCAUCGGCAGCAGGAGCAGCAUUAGAGGAGGGAAAAUGUGGACUUGGAAUGGAGGACUGGGAGAGCGUGUUAUCUGAGUCACCGGGUCAUGACCAGUCUAUUCUGAGGUUGAUGAUGGCGGAUGUUGAUGACCCAUCUCUGGGAUUGAACAGGCUUUUGCAGAGCGAGAGUGUUUCCUCCCAGGAAAUGGAGUUUAAUGCAGGAGGUUUUGGAGUGGUGGAUCAGGGGUAUGGUGGGUUCGAGCCCACUAGUGGGAAUUUGAUGAGCAGCAUUAUUGACCCUUCUUUACAAGGAACAACUUGUUCUGAUUUCCCUUUCAAUAGCACCUCCAAUGCUCAAAACAACAAUUCUUUGAGGCUUGGUUCGGGUUCCAACCCCAUGAAUCCCAUGUUUUCGACUUCGGGUAACAAUUUAAUGUCAGUUUCGCUUUCACCUUUGGCGUUUCAUCAACAACAGCAGCAGCAGCAGUUGGUCGACUCUGUGGAUGCCAAGCCUCAGGUUUUCAAUCCUCAGAUGGUGAUAAACCAGAACCAAGCUCAUUUAGCCCAGAAUCCAGCUUUGCUUAUGCCUUUAACAUAUGCUCAAUUGCAAGAGCACCACGCUAUGUCUCAACCCCCGGCGAAGCGGCUUAAUACUGGUGCGGUUGGGACCAACUUUCAGCUCCAAAAGGUUCAGUUUCCGAAUUCCGGGCAAGAGCUCUUUGCUCGGGGACAGGAACAGCAGCUGCAGUUACUCCAUCAGCAGAGGCCAACUAUGGCUGUGGCAAAGCAGAAGAUGUUGAGUGCAGGAGCGGGAGAAGAACUGGCGAACCACCAGCUUCAGCAGGCGUUUAUUGACCAACUUUCCAAGGCUGCUGAGCUGAUCGAAACCGGAAAUCCGGUACUCGCGCAAGGGAUAUUGGCGCGGCUCAAUCACCAUGUCUCUCCUCUUGGUAAGCCUUUCCAACGGGCUGCUUUCUAUUUCAAGGAGGCCUUACAGUUGCUCCUCCACAACUCAUUGGCUUUGCCACCCUUCAAUCUCAUUUUUAAGAUUGGUGCUUACAAAACUUUCUCUGAAAUCUCACCGGUUCUUCAGUUUGCCAAUUUCACUUGUAAUCAAGCCAUUUUAGAAGCCUUGGAAGGCUUUAGUAGAAUUCAUGUUAUAGAUUUUGAUAUUGGAUAUGGUGGGCAAUGGGCUUCUUUUAUGCAAGAACUGGCCUUGAGGAAUGGUGGUGGAGGUUCUCUUAAGAUAACUGCUUUUGUGUCCCCAUCCACACAUGAAGAAUUCGAGCUGGGUUUCACUCAGGAUAACCUGAAACAUUUUGCCGCUGAAAUCAACUUGGCCUUUGAGCUCGAAAUUAUAAGCCUGGAAACGUUGAACUCUGGUUCUUGGCCAGUGCCUAUUCACAUCUCAGAGGGUGAGGCAAUUGCGGUAAAUCUCCCAAUCAGUGCCCUUUCCAGCUACCCUUUGUCCCUUCCUUUGGUCCUCCGCUUUGUGAAGCAGCUCUCACCAAAAGUUGUGGUCUCAUUGGAAAGAGGGUGUGAUCGAACAGAUGUUCCAUUUCCGCACCAAAUCAUUCACGCUUUUCACUCUUAUUCAGGCCUGCUCGAAUCACUUGAUGCAGUUAAUGUCAACCUAGAUGCCCUGCAAAAGAUUGAAAAGUUCCUACUUCAACCAGGAAUCGAGAAACUUGUACUGAGUCGCCACCGUUCUCCUGAAAGAACACCUCCAUGGAGAUCUUCAUUUUUGAAUUCUGGGUUUUCUCCAUUGGUAUUCAGUAACUUCACAGAGUCCCAAGCUGAGUGUCUGGUGCAGCGGACUCCAGUUAGGGGCUUCCAUGUUGAAAAGAAACAGUCUUCACUCUCCCUUUGCUGGCAGCGAAAGGAGCUCAUAUCAGCCUCAGCUUGGAGGUGUUGACUGUCGAAGAACAGCAAAACGUCAGCAUUUUGAACAUUAGCCUCAGUUUGGAGGUGCUGCAUAACUUACUUGCUUUAGUUAUCUCGUCUUUUUGAAAAUUUUCUCUUUUGUUUCUUCUCCUAUGCUAAUUGUCUAUGUGCUGUAGGCUUAUUAUUUUCAAUCAAAAGUCCAAACAGUUAAGUAACUUGAAGGCUUGUAUGGUUCUCGGAUUUCCAUUCCAGUUUCUUGCUUCGGAUUUGGGUAUUAUAUUUGUUUUGUUGCUCUCAUGAUCAAGGUGGUGACUGUUGUACAUUUGACAACAAAAGCAAAACAUAACCAAGAAAAUUGUAUCUACUUUUCCCUUUGCAAAGAACACUUUUUGUUUUGUUUUGUAUCA
Molecule: messenger RNA, 3212 nt
Organism: Humulus lupulus (European hop)
Lineage: Eukaryota; Viridiplantae; Streptophyta; Magnoliopsida; Rosales; Cannabaceae
Product: scarecrow-like protein 22
Exons: 1
Coding region: 608-2836 (742 amino acids)
Biological process (GO): regulation of DNA-templated transcription
Cellular component (GO): nucleus
Molecular function (GO): DNA-binding transcription factor activity; sequence-specific DNA binding
Source: RefSeq, a predicted model, not a curated record